AUGACGUUUACUACGUACGGCGGGCUCGCCGUCCUCUUCGUCGCUCUUUUCUUCUGGCGGAGGUCAAAGACGGCUGGAUCGUCCCUGCCGCUCCCUCCUGGACCCAAGCCGUGGCCGCUCUUGGGAAACAUCACUGAUCUGAAGGCAAAGGAGUUCUGGCUGACCGCUGCGGAGUGGGCGAAGGUGUUCGGCGACGUCGUGUACUUGCAUAUAUUCGGACAGGGCAUCGUUUUCCUCAACUCACCGGAGGCAGUCGCCGAGUUAAUGGAACGUCGAGGCGCAAUCUACUCGGACAAGCCUGCGCUCGUUAUGGUUAGCGAGCUAUGCGGUGCAGAGCACAUGGUUGCAUUCACUCGCUACGGCGACGAGGCACGCCGACAGCGACGUCUGAUGUCCCGUGCUCUAGGCGUCAAUAACAUCAAGCAAUACCACCCCCUCAUCCAGACCGAGACUCUCCAAUUCCUCCGCCGGACCCUCGCAGACCCAGACUACGUCAGCAACGUCAAGAGAUACGCGGGCGGCAUGACGCUGCUCGUGGUCUACGGACUCGAGGUGCGCUCCAACAAUGACAAGUACCUCGUCAAGUCCGAGUACGCCACCGACUUGCUGGCGAAUGAGAUCUGCUCCGGGGGAGGCUUGUGGCCGGUAGACAUCGUUCCGGCUCUGAAGCAUCUGCCGGAUUGGUUCCCUGGCGCAGGCUUCAAGCGCAAGGCGGCGAUGUGGAAGCGGGUCAUCGAAGAGUCUGUGGAUAUGCCCUACAAUGCAUUGAAGGACAAUAUCAGAGCCGGCACAGCGGUCCCUUCGUUUUGUUCGACGCUCCUUGAAGAAGACGGUAAACUCGCCACCGAACUUGAGGAAUUCGAUAUCAAGUGGACGGCCAACUCGAUGUAUGCUUCUAGCAUUGACACUACACUGACCGUCGUCACUCACUUCUUACUGGCAAUGAUACAGAACCCGGAAUCCAUGCGCAAGGCUCAGAAGGAGCUGGACAGCGUUGUUGGAACCUCUCGCUUGCCUACAUUUGAGGAUCGCCCAAAUUUGCCCUUCAUCGAAGCCAUCUGGGCAGAAUGCUUGCGGUGGGGCUGCCCCGUGCCAUUGGGCCUCCCCCAUCGAUUGAUGGAGGAUGAUGUAUUUGAUGGCAUGUUCAUUCCUAAGGGCACUCUUGUAUUUGGGAACGUCUGGAAAAUGCUGCGGGAUCCCAAACUGUACCCUGAUCCUGAGAAGUUUUACCCUGAGCGUUUCCUCGAGAAGGUCGAUGAUGUCACGGCGCGCAGACGGGACCCUAGGAACUAUGCAUUCGGAUUUGGACGGAGGCGAUGCCCUGGCGUACACCUGAUCGAGUCCUCAGUGUGGCUGCUGCUCGCGACGAUGCUUUCUACCCUUGAUAUCUCAAAGGCCGUUGAUGAGCGCGGACAGACAAUUGAGCCAGAGGUCGUAUUUGAUAACUCGGUGUUCAGGAUUCCAAAUACGCUGAAGCUGAGUAUCACGCCCCGCUCGGAGCAGGCGAGGAUCCUUGUCCUCCAUGAAGCAUAAGUCGAAUAAUCUGUAAGCUACCUUGCGAUGUGUACACUAAAUGGAGGUGGUGGUGGUGGUGGCGUCGGCGGUGGCAUCAUGGUAUUGCUUUCGCUCUCGGUUUUUUGCCUUAGGGCUGUACUUUAUGUUCACUUUGUAGUUCGUCCAUGUUCGCUUUCUGUAGAUUAUCUUUGUCUAAUAUUUAUAUGCAUCGGCGUCACCUUCGUUUAUCUG
Heterobasidion irregulare TC 32-1 is the source of this 1746-nucleotide messenger RNA. RefSeq names its product cytochrome P450 monooxygenase 17 (gene cyp17). The transcript has 12 exons. Lineage: Eukaryota; Fungi; Basidiomycota; Agaricomycetes; Russulales; Bondarzewiaceae. The record is from RefSeq and is a predicted model, not a curated record. Gene Ontology annotation, molecular function: heme binding; oxidoreductase activity, acting on paired donors, with incorporation or reduction of molecular oxygen; iron ion binding. The coding region runs from base 1 to 1533 and encodes 510 amino acids.